GGUGUGUGCCAGCCAGAUGGGUCUGGUGAGAAGGCGUUCGAGGGGCCAGAGCGACUGAUGGUGGGGUCUGGAGAGUUUCAGUUCAUUAACUGUACUGCCGGUUGUACGGACCCCAAGAGACUUGUUCUGGAGACGGCCCUAAACAAGACUCUCCUGGAGAACCAGGCUCAGUGGAAGCUGUUCAAGGUCUACAACGUCUCCAAGGAUGAGGAACUCCUGUGCAGUUCCACCUGCGGUGGCAAGCAGGAGACGAAAGUUUUCCACAUCACCGUGUUCUACCCUCCAAAGCAAGUGCUGCUGACGCUGUCGCCCACCUCAGUGGCCGUAGGGAUGCUGUUCACCAUCGAGUGCAGGGUCCCCGCUGUGGCCCCCCUCGAAGGUCUCACUGUCACCCUGCUCCGUGGUACUGACAUCUUGUGCAAUCAGACCUUUGUGGGGACAGCACUUUCCCCCCAAGAUGCCGUGGUCACCCAUAACAGCACAGCUCACAGGGAAGACGGCCUCUAUAACUCCUCGUGCGAGGCCCAGAUGGACAUGCACUCUUGGAGCGGUGGCCUCGUCCACAGGGUCUCAGAUCCCCAGAGGCUUGAAGUCAAAGAGCCCGUGCCCAACAAACAGAUGCUGAUCAUCAUCAUGAUCAUGAGAGUGCUGCUGCUCCUGUUUGUGACAUUCGUCCUCCUGUGCUUUGUCUUCGCCCAGAGGUGGCGUCAUCACUGGUCCCAUCCCUUCAUGGAAAAUAGAUGGGGAAAACAAUGGAAACAGUGACUGACUUUAUUUUGGGGGGCUCCAAAAUCACUGCAGAUGGUGAUUGCAGCCAUGGUAUUAAAAGACG
Cervus elaphus (red deer) is the source of this 832-nucleotide messenger RNA. Its product is annotated as intercellular adhesion molecule 2-like. Gene Ontology annotation, molecular function: integrin binding. Gene Ontology annotation, biological process: cell-cell adhesion. NCBI's taxonomy places the organism in Eukaryota, Metazoa, Chordata, Mammalia, Artiodactyla, Cervidae. The record is from RefSeq and is a predicted model, not a curated record. The transcript has 4 exons. Gene Ontology annotation, cellular component: membrane. The coding region runs from base 58 to 765 and encodes 235 amino acids.